AUGUUGAAGUGGCUAGAAGAACCACCUCUGUUACCAGGGGCUUGCUCAAUCUGGGCUGCCUCGGAAGUGGUGGCGGCAUUGGGAGAGGGUCUUUCUUCUUGGCGAGGCGGGGGAGACAAAGAACGCUCAUCGUUCGUGGGAGGCGGGCUAGGAGGUGUGACUUGGCGCGGGGGAGACUUUGGGUUUUCUUUUUCUGUUUCUCUUUCUUUCUCCCCGGCGGCAGCAUUGGAGCAUGUGGCGGCAGCUGCGGCGCUUAUGCCAGCAGUUGGUUGUUGUUGUGGCGCCUAUAGUGGCAGACUUGGCAGCGGCACCGGUGGCUGUACCAGCGGCAGCAUAAUCGAGGGCUGUGACAGUGACAGGCUCAGUGGCCGCGGUGGUGGAAGCUUCGGCGGCAGGGAGUUGGCUCGUCCAGUCAGUUGGAGACUUGGAGCUUGCAAUGGUAGCGGUGGUGGCAACUUUCUUGCCUUGGCCACAGCGGCGGCGGUGGGUUGA
Molecule: messenger RNA, 492 nt
Organism: Lotus japonicus
Lineage: Eukaryota; Viridiplantae; Streptophyta; Magnoliopsida; Fabales; Fabaceae
Exons: 1
Coding region: 1-492 (163 amino acids)
Source: RefSeq, a predicted model, not a curated record